This is a messenger RNA of Phlebotomus argentipes, 1260 nucleotides long. RefSeq lists its product as uncharacterized. Gene Ontology annotation, molecular function: DNA binding. The transcript has 3 exons. Gene Ontology annotation, biological process: regulation of transcription by RNA polymerase II. Lineage: Eukaryota; Metazoa; Arthropoda; Insecta; Diptera; Psychodidae. The record is from RefSeq and is a predicted model, not a curated record. Bases 311 to 1105 code for a protein of 264 amino acids. Gene Ontology annotation, cellular component: nucleus; transcription regulator complex.
AUAAAUAUUUGCCUUUUAUUGGUACAUGGAUUUUUGCUGAAUUUUCACGGAUUAUCAGCAAGAUUCACAGUGAAAAUAGUGGGAAGUGAGAGAAUAAAGUGUGCAGCAUCAUCAGAAAUCGAAGGCAUUUCAAGCAAAUCGUUUUUUUGCACGGAUUUUGCAAAUAUCAGAGGAUAACUUUUCAGCUGAAAGCAUUCCGAGAGAAGUAAACAAAUCGGACGGAAGAGAGAACUGCGCGACAGGGAGUGCGCAAGCGAUUGACAAGUCUGUGUGGGUGGCUUUUACUCUUCCGGAGGCAGUUUUUCGCAACAUGGAUAGAUAUAGGCUGAUGGAGUCGCAUGUGAAGAUCACAGAGCAGCUGAUCAAGCUGGUGAAGCCACAUCCGGAGCUGUACGACAUGAAUUCCCAUCUAUACAACGACAGGACGCACAUUGAUGGCCUCUGGGCAUCGAUUUCGCACAUCAUGCAGAUGUCCACCACGGAGGUCAGGACAAAGUGGAAUUCGCUCAGGAGUCAGUUUAUGAGGGCUCUGAAGCACGAAAGGAUGCCAUAUGGCGCUUCUGGACGGCGCAGAAAGAAGUGGUACAUGAUGGACUCGCUGAACUUCCUCAGGGGUGUUCUCACGCUACCGGACAGUGCUGAGAGUGUAAUUGGCGGCGAUAAACCCGCUCCAGAUGGGAUGCUAGUGAAGCGACUGCCCGCCUUUCCGGAGAUUCCACUCGUGGUGAUGAAGCAGGAAUCGCAGAGUGGCGACAGCGAGGCAGAAGUGGAGGAGAUGCAAUCGCCAGAGAAGAAGAGUCGCAUUGGCGACGACAGAGACAGUCCAGUGGCGAGAUUUGGCGAGAAAUCCUUCCCUGAGGAAUCGUACGCCUCAACAUGUCUCUUCGACGAACCUCCCGGACACUCUGGUGGCAUCUCUCAGGCGGAGAACUACGAUCAGCUCUUCUUCCAGAGCCUGGACAAGGAUAUCAAGAGAUUGGCGCCGCACCGGCGACGACGUCUCAAGGAAAUCUUCCUGCAGACACUGAACAAUCUGCUGGAUCAGCAGGAAAUGGAGCAGGAGAGGAAUUCCGUGGCCAGAGUGUGCCAGAGGGCGCAGAAUUGAGAAAGGAUUAAUUGUAAAUUGUGCAUGGCUUCCAAAGCCUCGUUUUUUUGUGAUUUCCAGGUAAGAUCGUGAAUAACUUACUUAUUUAUCAAGAAACAAUGACAAAGAGAAGUGUUGAACAUUGUGCAAAUGUAAAAGAUAUCGAAUAAAUGUGA